AUGGUCCAGUUCCCCACAAACCAGGCAAACCGAUCCGACUCGAUUAGAAUACUUACCGCGGCCGCGGAGGAGGAACGAGAGAGGAUGAGGAGGAGAGGAGAGGGGUUGCUACUCCUCUAUUCUAAAGUUGCAUACAUUCCUCACCGCCGACAGACCGACGACCCGGCCGGGAGAUAUGGAUGGGCUUGGGGGGGCUGCAUCAUCACCUCGCUCACCUUUCACCUUUCAUCUUUCCCCCUCACGUUCUAG
This is a messenger RNA of Morchella importuna, 249 nucleotides long. RefSeq lists its product as uncharacterized. The coding region runs from base 1 to 249 and encodes 82 amino acids. The transcript has 2 exons. The record is from RefSeq and is a predicted model, not a curated record. NCBI's taxonomy places the organism in Eukaryota, Fungi, Ascomycota, Pezizomycetes, Pezizales, Morchellaceae.